Didymosphaeria variabile is the source of this 897-nucleotide messenger RNA. RefSeq lists its product as uncharacterized. Gene Ontology annotation, cellular component: intracellular anatomical structure. Lineage: Eukaryota; Fungi; Ascomycota; Dothideomycetes; Pleosporales; Didymosphaeriaceae. The transcript has a single exon. Gene Ontology annotation, molecular function: oxidoreductase activity, acting on NAD(P)H, oxygen as acceptor. The record is from RefSeq and is a predicted model, not a curated record. The coding region runs from base 1 to 897 and encodes 298 amino acids.
AUGUCUCCCUCCGCCGUUGAAGCCCCCACAACUGCUGCUCCUACUUCAGCAGGAGACAGCGUUUCCAACCAGGUCGCCCAGUCUGUACCUGCACCGGUGUACCUCUCGACCGAGCCAGGUCCCGACCAUGACUGGAAGGUCAACCUGAAGAACAAGGUCAUUGUUAUUACUGGCGCAAACCGUGGUAUCGGUCUCGGACUUGCAACCGUAUGCCUUGCCAACGAUGCGAAGGAGGUCUACUCAUUCGACCUGUUCGAGCCUGGUGAGGAAUUCCAGGCCCUCCAGCAGGCAAAUCCGAAGCGCGUCCACUACGUCAACUGCGACGUCACAUCGGAAGAGAGUGUAAACAAGGCUGUGGACCAGGUCGUCGCACAAUCGGGCCGUAUCGAUGGCAUGGUUGCCAACGCCGGCAUGACGAAGCACCAGCCCGCGCUAAACUUCGACCGCCCACAGCUCGAGCAGCUGUUCAACCUCAAUGUCUUCGGAGCAUACUUCUGCGCAAAGGCGGCUGCGAACAAGUUCAUUGAGCUCGGCAUCAAGGGUUCUAUCGUCUUCACCGCGUCGAUGACAUCCUACCGACCGAACCGCGCCGCUCCUUCUGCACCAUAUGGAGGCACCAAGGCCGCCGUACGGAAUAUGGCGCACACACUGGCCAUGGAAUGGGCCAAGCACGGCAUCCGCGUCAACUCCAUCUCCCCCGGAUUUGUGAGGACACAAAUGACAUACUACGUGGAGAAGGCUGCGGACUGGAACCUGAAGAUGCAGUACUACGGCGGUAUGCCCAGGUUGGCAGACCCCAGGGAGCUCGGUGGAGCUUACGUGUACCUGCUGUCUGAGGGCGCAACGUACACCACCGGCAUCGAUAUCCCCAUUGCCGGUAUUGUCGGUGCAUGGUAG